Molecule: messenger RNA, 780 nt
Organism: Eutrema salsugineum
Lineage: Eukaryota; Viridiplantae; Streptophyta; Magnoliopsida; Brassicales; Brassicaceae
Product: glycine-rich protein 5-like
Exons: 1
Coding region: 40-780 (246 amino acids)
Source: RefSeq, a predicted model, not a curated record
GAAGAGGUUGUGUAAUGGCAUGUGUGAUGAGGUUGUGUAAUGGCAUGUGUGAUGGUGUUACUGAUGUUAACUCUAGUGUUGGGAAAACUAUCUGGUACAUGUGGUCGUGGCAGUGAUAAAAGCCGAUGCCAUAGAGAUGGAGAAGGCGGUACUGGUGGUGGUGUCAGUAUUUUCAAUGGUAUGGAUGUUGCUGUAGAAGAUGUUAGUGGUGCUGGUGGUGCUGGCGGUGCCAGUGGUGCUGGUGGUGCUGGUGCUGCUAGUGGUGCUGGUGGUGCUGGAGGUGCCAGUGGUGCUGGUGGUGCUAGUGGUGCUGGUGGUGCUACUGGUGCUGGAGGUGCAAGUGGUGCUGGUGGUGCUAGUGGUGCUGGUGCUGGCGGUGUUAGUACUGGUGGAGCUGGUGGUGUCAGUGGUAAUGGUGGUGCCACCGGUGCUGGUGGUCCUAGUGGUGCUGGGGGUGCUAGUGGUGCUGGCGGUUCUGGUGGUGCUAGUGGUGCUGGUGGUUCUGGUGGUGCCAGUGGUGCUAGUGGUGCUGGUGGUGCAAGUGGUGAUGGGAGUAGUCUUGGCCGUAAAAUUGGUGCUGGUGGUGCCAAUGGUACUAGUGGUGCUGGUGGUGCAAGUGGUGAUGGAAGUAGUCUUGGCCGUAAUAUUGGUGCUGGUGGUGCCAGUAAUGCUAAUGGUGCUGGUGUUGCAACUGGUGAUGGAAGUGGUGCUAGUCGUAAUAUAAGUGCUGGCCGUAAUAUCGGUGCUGGAGGUGGUGCCAUUGGUGUUAUUACUGGAUAA